AUUUUUGGUUUGGGAGAUAAUUAUUGUUCUUUUCUUCACCACCAUUCCUUGCGAAGAGUUAAAAAUAGUUUGCAGUCAGCGUGCGCUAGGUUGGAGUUCGGGGGCAGCUCGAUGGUGGGAUGUAUGUACAAAGCAGGCGACAAUAAGACUGGGCGUCAGUCAGAGUGGGCACGGUCCGCCUUGGGUACAUCGGUCAUCCGCGUUGAGAGUUCGGCUAACGGUCCCGGGAUGGCUCAAGGCUCCUCUGAGCAAAUUGUUCCCCGGGGUAGUGAGUCCGAGGAAACUUCCCCCAAUAUGCUGGUGUACCGAAAGAUAGAAAACAUUAUCAUGCGGAUGCAGGACGAAAAGGCGGGUGGAGUGCCUAUUCGAACAGUGAAGAGCUUUCUGUCAAAGAUUCCCAGUGUCAUCACAGGUGCAGACAUCGUACAGUGGCUGAUGAAGAGCUUGAGCAUUGAAGACCCUGGUGAAGCAAUACAUUUAGGGAGCCUCAUUGCAGCUCAAGGAUACCUCUUUCCCAUCUCUGAUCACGUUCUGACACUGAAAGAUGAUGGGACGUUUUACAGGUUUCAGGCUCCAUAUUUUUGGCCAUCAAACUGCUGGGAGCCAGAAAACACAGAUUAUGCGAUCUACCUGUGCAAGCGGACAAUGCAGAACAAAGCAAGAUUGGAACUUGCAGAUUAUGAAGCCGAAAAUUUGGCCAGGUUGCAACGAGCAUUUGCAAGAAAGUGGGAGUUCAUCUUUAUGCAAGCAGAGGCCCAAGUAAAAAUUGACAGAAAGAAGGACAAAACGGAACGUAAGAUCCUAGACAGUCAAGAAAGAGCAUUCUGGGAUGUCCACCGACCGGUUCCUGGCUGUGUGAACACCACAGAAAUGGACAUCAGGAAAUGUCGUAGGAUGAAAAACCCCAACAAUGUAAAAAAGUCAGUGUAUGGGAUUUCUGAAGAUUCACAGACACGCAGUCCUGCACAUACAGUCACACCAGCAGCUAAGAAACCUGCAAAAGAUGAUCUGAAGAAACAGAUAACAUUUUUGAAUAUCCAGCUCGACAGACAUUGUUUAAAAAUGUCCAAAGUAGCGGAAAGUUUAGUCAGUUACACUGAGCAGUAUUUCGAAUAUGAUCCCCUCCUGACUCCACAAGAUCCUCCAAAUCCUUGGAUCAGUGAUGACAGCGCAUUCUGGGACAUGGAAGCCAGCAAAGAGCCCAGCCAGCAACGUGUGAGGAGAUGGGGAUUCUCCUUUGAUGAAAUGCUAAAGGACCCUGUAGGACGCGAACAAUUCUUGAAGUUUCUGGAGUCUGAGUUCAGCUCUGAGAAUUUGAGAUUUUGGUUAGCCGCAGAAGAUUUGAAGAAGCGACCACUCGUGGAAGUUCCAGACAAAGUUCAAGAAACCUGGCAAGAAUUUCUUGCUCCUGGGGCACCCAGUGCUAUCAAUCUGGAUUCCCAUUCGUAUGAGAUAACCAGUCAAAAUGUCAAGGAUCCAGGGAGGUAUUCUUUUGAAGAUGCACAGGAACACAUCUAUAAGCUGAUGAAAAGUGACAGUUAUGCUCGUUUUCUGCGUUCCAAUGCCUAUCAGGAGCUCUUACAAGCAAAAAGAAAGCUUGAGAAUGAACAGGGCCGCAGAACUUCGCUGGAAAAGUUCACUCGCAGUGUGGGCAAAUCUCUGACUGGCAAACGGCUUACCGGUCUCAUGCAGUCGUCCUGACAGCAAUCCGGGCUUACUGGUUGCAAUAAGAUGAGAAGAGACUUGGACCUAUACUCCUGGGAGCUACCAUGUAAAGGAGAACUGUGAGGAGUUCUAUCGUACAACUCGACAACAGGACAUUUUAAUCCUUCCUCAGUGCAGAAUGAAUUACCACAACUGUAUCAAAGAAGAUCACCUUUUUUUUUACACUAAGAAAUAAUAAAUUAGUGUAUCUUAGGCGCAGGGAAGCAGAGAUAGAAUUUCUGGCUGCCAGUGAAACUAUAUGGAUGUUUUUGACCUUCUAGAUAUUGUAAUGGGAAUUGCUUGUGAAUUCACAGAAUCAAUUUGUAUAAAAGAACUUUUUAACCACGUGUGACUGAGAAAUAUUAGGAGGUUUAUAAAUUGCAAGCAAGGGAGCAGGUGCUUAUAUUGAAGGUCUUUUGCCAAGGAUGAGGCAGAUUGAUUAAUCUGUAGGCAAUAACCAGCUCAGUUUCCCUGAGCGUCACAUUCACUUCAGCCAACCAUAAGUCUUCCAUCUUUCUCAUGUUUGCACCUUAGAGUAUUUAAUGCACCUUGUGUAAACUAUAAAGGUGCUCCAGCAUAAUUGUAGUUAUGAACUAUUCCGACUGAUCACAGUGAAACAGAGAAUGGGAAGUAACACCAUAACAACACAUAAAUUAGCUUUAAACUCAAGUUUAAUUAAAGGAGUCUCAUAAGUGUUUUUCAGCUUGGCAUACAGAAGCCACAUUUCAGUUCAGCUUUAUUAUCAUUACCUUUUGGAUAUUUUGGUAGUUAAUGACAGAUCGGGAUCUAAUAACACCAAAGGAAAAGACACUAUAGUACGGACUGUACAACACACUGUUAAGAAAGUAGCCAGCACCUUUGUAGCUAUAUCACCAUACAGGUCAGAAAUUUAGUUUAUGUUCACACCCAAGCUUUGCAAACUCAGAGGAAAAGUGGCCCAGUGAAAAUAUAUUUUGGCCAAUAUUAGUUCUUCAAUUGCCCUUACAGCAGAUUUACCUUGUCUUCUAUUUGUUGUUUGUAGAGUCCUGCUCUGCAAAAGUUGGUUGCUAUGCUUGCUGUCACCAUAAUAUCUACAAUUUAAAACAACUAUUGUCUGCAAAAUGCUUUAAGGCUUUCUGAUGAUGUGCAGGAAGAAUUGAGUGAGAAUUACCUUUGGAAGUCAGGAGCACUGUUCAAAAAUUCUGAAUUAAAUUUACUUAUAGUUUUCCCAUUGAGGGUGAGCAGCAGAAAUAUACAGGGGAUCUUGAUGAGCGUGGGGAGAGAGAAGGUUACAGGGAAAUAGAGACAGAAGAGACUGUAACUUCUAAUAUGCAGAGGAAAAAUCCGGAAGAAGUCAGCAAGUUAGACAGCAUUGGUGGAGACAAAAGGAUGACCAGUGUUUCAGGUCAAGACCGUGGAUCAGCACUGGGAAGAAAGAUUGCUCUGAGACUUGGCAUAGACCAAUGUGCAGGGUGGCCUCCUUCAAUGUCAUAGAUGAACACAUGAGAAAAGUAGAGAAACAGGAUUUAAUAGGAUUAUGUUGAAGUUCUAUAUGAGUAGCAUCCCAUCCCUCAACAUUUAACUCCAUCUGUUUCUCUUUUCCUCAACUGUUUAUCUAACUUUGCUUUGAAUUCUUCUCUGCUUUCAUCAUCAGAUACUUCUUGUAGGAACUCAUUCAUAUUCCUACCACAUUUUUCCUGAAGUCUGCAUAGAAUAUGUUAGUCACAACUUUGUCCAUUUAAUCACAAUGGAUAUCUGAACAUACUACUUCCUGAAAUGGAAAGCAACAGCAACAGCAACCAUUUCUAUCUUAAAUAUCACCACUCCGGAAACCCUCCACCGAAUGCGGUGUCAUCAUGGCAAAAGAGGAACCCAUGGACUGAUAUAUUGGAAUGGGAAUGGGGAUAGGAAUUAAAAUAGUUGACCCCAGUAAAUUUCAUUUUUGGAGGAUGGAGAAAAGGUGCUCGACAAUUUUGUAGUCCUGAAGAAGGGCCUCGGCCCGAAACGUCAACUGUUUAUUCAUUUCUGUAGAUGCUGCUUGACUUGCUGAGUUCCUCCAGCAUUUUGUGACCUUUGCAUUAAGAGAUAAAGUUCCUCUUGUCCCCACCUACCACUUCAUGAAUCUCUACAUCCACCUUCCACCAUCUUCAAUGGGAUCUUACCAGCAAGCACAUCUUUACCUCCCCCCCACCCCCUACUCUUUGCUUUCCCCUUUCCCUUUGAGAUUGCUGUUUCAUGAUUCUCUUGUCCAGGUGUCUCUCCCCCCAAUCUCCCUCCUUGCACAUGUCCCUGCAAGCAGUAGAAAUGUUACCCCUACCCGUUCACCUUCUCCCUCAGGGCCCCAAGCACUCCUUCCAGGUGAGGUAACAACUUCACCUGUGAAUCUGAUGCGGCGCCCUCUACAUUGAUGAGAUUGCUAUAACCUAUUCAUUAUUAUGUUAUGUUUUUUUUUAUAUAUAUAUAUAUAUAUGAAACUCAAUAAAAAGAUUGAAAAAGAAAGAAAGAUUGCUAAAUUGGAGAACCACUUUGUUCCUAUCCCCAUUCGUAUUCAGGCAUGUUUGUCCAUGGUUGCCUCCUUUGCCUGACGAGGCCCCGCUCAGGGUGCAGGAGCAGCACUCAAUAUUCCAACAAAGUAACCUUCAACCUGAUGGUGUGAACACUGAUUUCUCCUUCCUGUAAUAGUUUUUCACUCCCACUUCACUCUUCUUCUAUUCCCUGCUCUGGCCUCUUAGCUCUUCUCCUCAUCUGCCUAUCAUCUCCCCUUUCUCCCCUGGUACAUUCUCCUCUUAUUAGAUUCCUCCUUCUCCAUCUCUUGAACUUUCCCACCCACCUGGCUUAAGCUAUUAUCUUCUAAUUCAUCCUCUUUUCCCUCCCCCCCCCCCCAACUUUUCAUUCUGACAUCUUUUGCCUUCAUUUCCAGUCCAGAAGAAGUCUCAGACCAAAAUGUCAACUGUUUGUUCAUUUUCAUAGAUGCUGCCUAACCUGCUGAGUUCCUCCAGCAUAUUGUGUAUUGCUCUGGAUUUCCAGCAUCUGCACAAUAGAGUCAUAGAAAAGUACAGCACAGAAACAGGCCCUUUGGCCUCUCUAGUCAAUGCCAAACCAUUUAAAUAGUCUAGUCUCAUCGACCUGCACUCUGACCGUAGCCCUCCCUACCUCUGCCAUCCAUGUACCUACCCAAGUUUUAACGUUGAGAUCAAGAUUGAAUGCACCACUUGCACUGGCAACUCAUUCUGCACUCUCAAGACCCUCUGACUGAAGAUUCCCCUCAAGUUCCCCUUAAGUUUUCACCUUUAACCCUCAACCCAUGACCUCUAGUUGUAGUCCCACACAGGCUCAGUGGAAAAAGCCUACUUGCAUUUACCCUAUCUAUACCCAUAAUUUUGCAUACCUCUAUCAACCCUCCCCUCAGUCUUCUGCAUUCCAAGGAUUAAAGUCCUAACCUAUUCGAUAUUUCCUUAAAACUCAGAUCCUUCAGUCCUGGCAACAUCCCUGUAAAUUUUCUCUGUACUCUUAACAUUAUUGACAUCUUUCCUGUAGGUAGGUGACCAAAACUACACACAAUACUCCAAAUUGGGCCUCACCAAUGUUUCAUACAACUUCAAUAUAACAACCUAUCUCCUGUACUCAAUUCGUUGAUUUAUGAAGGUCAAUGUGACAAAAGUUUUCCUUAAUGACUCUGUCUAUGUAUGAUGCCACUUUCACGGAAUUAUAGACCUGUAUUCCUGGAUCCCUUCAGUGUCCUACUGUUCACUGUGUGAGACCUACUCCGGUUGGUCUUACUGAAGUCCAACACCUCGCACUUGUCUGCAUUAAAUUUCAUCUGCCAUUUCUCAGCCUAUUUGUCCAGCUGGUCCAGGUCCCACUGCAAGCUGUGACAGUCAUCUUCACUGCUCACUAAGUUCCCAGUCUUGGUGUUAUCUGCAAAUUGACUGAUCCAGUUAACCACAUUAUCAUCUGGAAUAUUGAUAUAGAUUGCAAACGGACCCAGCACCGAUCCCUGCAGCUCUCCGAUAGUCACAGGCCUCCAGUCAGAGAGGCAAACAUCUGCUCUCACUCUCUAGCUACAACCACAAAGCCAAUGUCUAAUCCAAUUUACUACCUCAUCUUGAAUGCCAAGCACUGAACCUUCUUGACCAAGCUCCCAUGUGGGACCUUGUCAAAUGCCUUGCUAAAGUCGAUGUGGACAACAUCCACUGUCUUGCUUCAUCAGCUUUCUGGGAAACCUCCUUGAAAACUCAAUAAGAUGGGUUAGACUGACCUACACACACACAAAGACCUGCUACCUAUCCCAAAUCAGUCCUCGUCUAUCCAAACACUCAUAUAUCCAGACCCUUAGAAUAUCUUCCAGUAACUUUCCCACUACUGAUGUCAGGCUCACUGGCCUACAAGUUCCUGGUUUAUUUUUAGAGCCUUUCUUAAACAGCUGAACAAUAUUAGCCAUCUUUCAAUCCUCCAGUAACUCACCUGUCGCUAAGGAUUAGUUAAAUUUUUCUGCUAGGGCCCUUGCAAUUUCUGCAAUUGCCUCCCACAGGGUCCAAGGGAAUACCAUGUCAGGCCCUGGGAUUUAUCCACCCUAAUUUGCCUCAAGACAGCAAACACCUCCUCCUGUCCAUGACCUCACUUUUGUAGACUCUGUCUUUUGAGUAAAUACAGAUACAAAAAAAAAUGAUUUACAAUCUCCCCAUCUCUUUUGGAUUCAUGCGUGGAUUACCAUUCUGAUAUUCCAGGGGACCAAUUUUGUCUCUUGCAAUCCUUUCACUCUUACCAUAGUUGUAGAAUCCCUUGGGAUUCUCCUUCAUCUUGUCUGCUAGGGAAAACUUCUUUUAUCCUUCCUGAUUUACGUAGUGUUCUCUUGCAUUUCUUAUCCUCCAUAAGUACCUCAUUUAUUUCUGUCUGUGAACACCUGCUAUGCACCUCUUUUUUCCUUAACCAUGGCCUCAAAAUCUCCUGAAUUGCCAAAUCUGUUAACUUUACCUUUUAUUCUGACAGGCACACACAAGCUUUACUCUCAAAAUUUCACUUUGAAGGCAUCCCACAUAAACAUAAUCUAUUCUGUUUAUGUCUGCAUGUGUAUGGCUUUAUCAUCAAGUUGCUACUUCUCUCUAAAUGACUUUGUUAUUCACAUUUAAACGCUUAACAUCUAGGAAGCAUGUGGAAGCCUAUAGUGCCCAUUCUUCAUGUUUAUUAACAGCUUGUUGUAGUUUUAUGUAAUUUUCUUCUGUAUUGACUGAACCUUGCAAUUUUCUGCCAUCUGCACAUUUUGAAAUUUAUGCUUCAAAGUCAAAAACUAUGAUUGACUUUAACUUGUUUAUGGAAUUUUGCAGGGGUUAAAACACCAUCAUUUAUUGUCCAGUGAGAAAUGCCCUUGAGAAGCUGAAGGUGAGUUUAAACUGCUGCAUUGUUUCCAGUUAAAGAAAUCCCACAAUGUCGCUGGGCAGAGAGUUUCAGGAUUUACAUAAUGAAGAACUACAGAAUCAAAAUUCCAUAAUCUUUACUGAACAGAAGUUGGCCACUUGGCCAAUUAACUGCAUAUCAGAUCUACAUAAGAGUGAUCUAUCUGGUUCUCUAGCACAUCUAUAAAGCAAACCCCAUCGCCCUUAAGCUACAAGUCAGUAUGGUCUUCAGGGACAAUCUGCAGAGCUCAGGUUCCCCUAUGGUCUUUGCCCUUCUUUUUGUUGGCGACAGCUGAAGAUUUGCAAGGUUGGAGUCACCUAGGUGAAAGUAUUUGUUAAUGUAUAUUCUGCAGCUAUGUGUGCCAUUGGUGGAGGGCAUUAACUUUUAGAGUGGUGGAUUGUGUGCUGGUCGAAGCAGCUGCUUUCUCCAGGAUGGUGUUAUACCCCUCAAGUCUCAGCAGAGCUGCCCUGGUCCAAGCAAGUGGGAAGUAAUACCAUCUCUCCAUAGAUGGUGAAAAAGCUUUGGAACGUCAGGAGGUGAAUCGUUCAGCAGAAGAUGGGCAGUGGCUAACCUGCGAUACUCAUUUGGUUUGUCCAUUCCUUGGGGAGACUACUCUUAUCAUAACUUCCCUUUGUAUAUGCAUGGAUCUGUCAAAUGCUGUUCACUUUCCUUGAUACUUCAAUCAUGUAGUUCACUUUUGCCCGAUUCUUUCCUAUCAUCUUUGUAUUUCCAUUUGUCUUCCUCCCCAUUGUUACUCAUGCAGCUAGUGCACGCCUAGUUUUUUUUAGUUGAAAAUCUGCUCAGUCCCUUUGUGGAGGUUGCCUAUAUAGACUUGCCUUUUAGUUAAAUAUACAUCUCCUGUGGUCUCUAAUGAACAGUUUUUAAAAUGCUAUGUCUCUCAUUACUUCCAAGUCAUUUUUUGCUAUUUUUCCUUUUUAAGUAUCCUCAGUUUAAGUCUUCUGUCAAGUCUCUGCACCACCCCCCCCCCCCCCCCCGGAUCAAGCAGUGAUUCAUCCAGCAAAGUGGGAAAGAAUGCAAUUUUUUUUUUUUAUUUUACUAAUUCUCAGUGAAUCAUUUAAGUUAAAUGAUUAAUUAUUUCAACUGGAUUAUACUUUUGCUUAAAUAAUACAGCAGGACAUAUUAAAGCAUUUGUUUGCAUUUCUGCUGUGGCUACUUCAGAACAUAUUGACCACAAUGUAUGUUUUAUCAAAGGCCUCUUUGCUCCCCAUGACAGAUAUUUCCAUCGGUGCUUAAAAAGCAGUUUAAAGAAAAUAAUGGUCUUUCCCAAUAUUGUUCAUUCCUCCCAAGAGCUGAUGUACUCACGACUGACUUUGGGCUAUACAAUCCGGGCUAGCACUCCGCUACCGUACUGAGACAAAGCUGCAUUGUUUCAGCUGAAUUCCUGCAGAUGUAUCUUGAAACUGUAGUGGCACACUGGCACAACACGUCAGAAGAGUGACCUGGGUUCAGUUCUCAUCUCCAGUGCUCUCUGCAAUUUGCACUUUCUCACCAUGAACCACAUGUGUUUCCUCCGGUGCUCUCGUUUCCUCCCACAUCCCAAAGACCUAGCAGGUCAGUGGGUUAAUUAAUCACUGUAAAUGCUCCUAGGCUGAGUGCGUAGCAGAAUCCAUGUGGACUUUAUGAGAAUAGAACAGGAUUAGUACAAGUUUAGUGUAAUUGAGUGCCUGAGGGUUGGCACAUAAAUGGAGGGCCUAAGGAGCUGCUUCUGAGCUGAAUGUCUCUAUGGCUGCCGUGUUACCCUACCCAUAAUUCAUCUAGUACUCUAUACACCAAAUAAUUAAUACUGAAUUACAAUGUGUUUUGCCUCCAGAAGUGUUUGCAACAGAUAAUAUGGCAGCAUGUCAAAGCAAACUUUUAAUAUUUGAUGCAUUUUUAGUCCGAAUAAAGCAUUACUAAAAUGAAGAAAACAAGUUGCUGUAAGUUUCACUGACAGCCUCAAAAGAUUUAUACCUGAAGGUGUCCUUGGAAACUAAAUUGCAGCAAUGUCCGCCUUUACAGAUACAUGAAAAUAAUCCUCAUGUAAAAAACAUACUAUAAGCUUAAGCAUGUAUAUAUUUACAACACUUAAAUUGCUAUUUCUUGCGUGUUUAUGUCAGUCAUUGGGGCAGGAGACAGGAUUGUACAGUUCACAACAUAAUUAGUAAUUAUAAUUAAAAACAUAUUAAAGGUUUAUUUUAUGGCCAAUUGUUAUACCUAAUUACAUCUUAGAGGUGAUGUAUCACAGUUUCUUUGGCAUCUUUUAUAUUUAUAUUGUACCACAACUUUAAAAUGGAAGCACAGGAUCCUGUGCCCUGCCACAAAUCCAUCUGUGUCCCAGACAGCUCUGGCAACAAACUACAGACAGUGCUGUGUAACAGGGUCAGGUAAUUUCUCCACCAUCAAAGAACUUCUUCUGCAAAUGCAGAUGAUCUCAAAUCACAAAAAACAGCAAGUGAUUAUAUUCUCAUGGUUAUUUCUAAUGGCUGCAGCAAAAUAAACUAUGAAUGUAGAAAAUGGCAAAUAAUUGGAUUAGAGCAGCAAGCUGUUGCAAUGUUAAGAUUGAGAUCAGGGACAACAUUGCACUUAGUGUGAUGACAUGGAUAGCUACAGAAGAUUCAUUUUGAAAUGCUUCGUGAGGUAGCACUUCCAAAGGUAGUCCACCAAUUUUCUUUUUGUUUUGGUGAUGCAAUUUUUCACUCCACACUCUUGCAAUUAGACUUGUGAAACUCGAAAUCAAUUAGUAACAUGGCACAGUCUGCACUCUUAGACAAGUGCUUUUAUACCUUCUUUGCCUUGGUGUCAAAUUUUGGCUGCCAAUGCUCCUGCAAAGUGCUUUGGAAUGUUUUCAAAUGUGAAUUAAUUCUUGUUGUGGCGACUGGCAUGCCAAUCAAGAUGGCUUGCAAAGAUCUACACAGCAAUCAGUCUUGGCAAAUCUAGACAGGGGCUUAAAAGGCUUAAGAAAUGGAAUGAUGCUGAUUCACACUUGAAAGUCAAUGCAAAUGUCUUACCCUCAAUCAAAAAUAAGUUCAACCUCACUAUAGCAAUGAAAGCCAUGUUUCAGAUAAUAUCGGGAUACGUUAGAGGAAAGACAUUAGCCUCAUGGCGGACCAUUCCAGGCUAGUUAUAUAUACAGGGAUAGGAGAACGCUAUUUAACCCUUUCAGCCUGUUUUCACUAUACUAUUUGAAAAGUCCAGUGAGUGUGGCAGAAGAGCCUAACUCAUAAGCACUGAUAUCGCAGAGUGCUCCCCAUAACAGUUGCAAGGGGAGCUGCAGGCAGCUACUAUCGCACUGAAUGAGAAGGGGGUCAGCCACAUUCAGUUAGCUGCUGCCAGUGCAAGUGUCAGAGCGCCAUUGCGUUCGCUGUGACAGCCGGGCUUUGGAGGACCAUAGGCUCCUUUUAACAUGGAAGGUGCACCAGGCAGUGUCAGGAGACAACCGGACUGAGUUUGGUUAUUGUGGAUCCCAGAGUAAAAUCCGACCCAUGGAGUGCCUCAAGAUGGUCACCAUGGUGCAGCACAGAUGACUACCACACUGCACAGUUCAUGAGAUGAGUAUAAGAUCAUUCUCCUUGAGAUGAGAGUAGGAAGAAGGCAGUGACUGGAUAAGUUUUCAAUAUUUGCAAACAGACUUUCAAUAAAUUUACAGCUGAACUGAGAACUAACAAUCAACCUAGCAUGCAUUCCUAUUUGCAGAAGUGACUUGCAAAUUUCUGCCACCCUCUAUUUUGUAACCAUCCUAAGAGGCCUGGAUGAUUGUCUACAUUAUACUCCAGUGGAAAUUGUCUCCUACAGCACUAAUUUGCAUAAUUCCACUUUGUAAUUUAAUCCUUGAAUCCAGGUUUCUAUUCUAGUAAAUCUGUUCAGAAAUCUUGUCAACUCUGAUCCUAGUCUGUGCCCGAAACUGCUCACAAGACUGCAUCAACAGUUUUAGCAAAGCACUGUACAGUGUUAGCAUAACUUCUAUUUGUAUUCUUGACCUCCAGCAUUCUACAAGCCUUUUUGUACUGGUCUAUAAUUUUUUAAUAGUUUAUGUACAUGCACGAAUAUGUCUAUUUACAACUGCAAGUUCAAUUCAUGAGCAGAAGAUGAUCAGCCUUUAGCUACAGAUAGAUGCUGAGUAUGGCUACAACUUACACUUUGAAAGCACUGUCUUUUAUCACUUUAAGCACAUUGCAACACAUAUAGCCUAUGAUUCUCUUCCCUGAAAACUUGCUUAAGGUUAAUUGAAACUUUUCUUAGUUGUUUGUGAUAAAUUUUUGUCAAGGUAGCUGGGAAUGCAUAUAAAGCCAGCUAUAGUGGAACAGUUUUGAGAGGAUGAAUGGCCGACUACCAGUCCUGAUUGAAAUCAUGAAAACUUGUACAAAAAUGUAAUGGUGUUUACCAACUAGGGGUCUUUGGAAAUCAAGACCAUUGUGAUGGCAAAGAUGCCAUCCUUGAGAAGGAAUCUCAAUAAUACUAAAGAGGACCCUAUAAACCAUUGAGCAACAACAAGCCCCUGAGGCUAAAACUGGUCUAUAUUCCUGUCAAGUAGUUGGGAAAUUGUUAGGAGAUGUAGUAAAUACUUGUGACAUUAUUCGCCAAAAUUUUCACUUUGUCUGGAAGCACAAUAUUGCUAGCAUAGAACUAAGCAUGUAAAAGUAUGUACAACCACUGUUCUCUGGAGUGCUAGUUAACUGCCAGAUGGAAAGAGGGAGGAAAUAACAAGCAUUCAAAGUUUACUGAUUGUUUGCUAUUUUAAUGGAACGCACCAAAGCUUGAGCAUUGCUGUAUCACUCUGUGAUCUUAAAAAUAAAAACAAAGACCCUAA
This is a messenger RNA of Hypanus sabinus (Atlantic stingray), 11884 nucleotides long. RefSeq names its product regulator of G protein signaling 6 (gene rgs6). The record is from RefSeq and is a predicted model, not a curated record. NCBI's taxonomy places the organism in Eukaryota, Metazoa, Chordata, Chondrichthyes, Myliobatiformes, Dasyatidae. Gene Ontology annotation, biological process: regulation of G protein-coupled receptor signaling pathway; intracellular signal transduction; G protein-coupled receptor signaling pathway. The coding region runs from base 112 to 1701 and encodes 529 amino acids. The transcript has 18 exons.